AAGUUAGUUGAAUGCAUGCAUGCCUUUGCUAAAUACUUUCUAAAACCUAAAGGAAAUGGACUACUAUACUUGAAAUUGCAAUUCAACCAAAUCUACUGUAGGCUACAAUGUCACGAACGAAUGCCCUCUCACUAAUGUAGGCUAGCUGAUUGUUUACUUUGUAAUAUUCGCACUUCGGCACGCGUAGCCUACAUCAAUCAAGAUACAAUAUAGCCAAAAUGACCGCUACCUAAAAUCGAUAUCAUUAUCGUUAAACGACGUAAUUUUGGCGGUUAUUCAAACCCAGUUUGACUUAGAUCGAUUGUCUUACUGGAUACAUGAUUACGUUGCAUUGAAUCCAUUUGAAACGACAUGCAAAGUGGGGACUCGCGAGGGGAUUGAAUCCCCCCACCCCCCAUACCCUGGUGUAACCUCAAUUUCUUUGGACUUGCUUGGGAAAAUGGGCAAAGCGACAGGCUGGUGGUGCACACAGUGGCAUUGCUACUUGCAGCACUGCUCACGACUAGUAAAAGUGGUAACUAGGGGAGCAUGCCUAACUAGUUGUGGUGAAAAUUAUGGGAUGGAUUGUCAUGGCAACAGACCAGACGUCACAAUUUGGGCAUGUGUUCCAUUUUUGUCUUUCUUAUUUUCAGACUGGAGGACUUAGAUAGUGAAGAGUGGAAAAGGAAACAGAUUUUUUCCUACAAAAAGAAGGAAGCCAUCUUUCUUGAAAAUAAAUUGUAUUUACACAACUAUCAUACAAUUAUUUUCCGGGAGGCACGAAGAGGUGAACAGUGGCAUUUUCAGGGUUAACUUUCAGAGAGGUUUUUUUUGUAUGCGAUAAAGAUGCCUGGGUCGUUAAGCAAUGAAGACGAGGGACAAGACGACAUGGAUUUUGAAGACGAGAUACCAGAUGAGGAUGAGGAGGGUGAAAACAACACUGUCCCGCUCACACCUCUGGACAGCUUCUUCUCUGACGACGACUCCCUCAAACAACAGAAGAAGAAGAAACCUAAAAAGAUGGAGGGCAAGAUGCCCAAAGUCAAGAAGAGGAAAAAGGAGGGAGGAGGAGGUGGUGGAAUAGGAGUUGGUGGCAAUGACCUGGAGGAGCAGGCCUCAGAGCGGGAGGAGGACCAUCCACUGCAACGUCCAGAGAUUGGCUCCGAGAGCGAGAGCAGCACCUACGCCCCCACCACAAAGAAGAAGAAGAAGAAACCCAAGGAGAAGAAAGAGAAGAAACCCAAACGGAAGAAGAGAGAAGAGGAGGAGGAUGACGAUGAUGAUGAUGACGACGACGAUGAUGAUGAUGAUGAUGAUAAUAAUAAGGAGCCCAAGUCAUCCAGCCAGCUGAUGCAGGAGUGGGGUCUGGAAGAUGUGCAGUAUGGCUUCACAGAGGAGGACUAUACAACCCUCACCAACUACAAGGCUUUCAGCCAGUUCCUCAGGCCACUUAUUGCCAAGAAGAACCCUAAGAUCCCCAUGUCAAAGAUGAUGACAGUGUUAGGGUCCAAGUGGCGCGAGUUCAGCGCCAACAACCCCUUCAAAGGCACCUCCGCAACCGCUGUGGCUGCCGCGGUGGCUGCUGCUGUGGAAAUGGUCACUGUGGCCUCGCCCAUCUCUGUCAAAGAGGUCACUACCCUACCAAGCUCUCUGCCUGGGCCAAUCAGAAAAGCCAAAACCAAAGAUGGAAAGGGGCCUGGGGUAAGACGGAAAACAAAGACUGUAAAGGAGGUGAAGAAGAAAAGUAAAGGGAAGAAGACCAAAUCAAAGAAGAAAGCAUCCUCGAGUGAGGAGGACUUUGGGCUGGAAGAGUCGGACUUUGAUGAUGUCAGCAUCCACAGUGCCUCGGUGCGCUCUGAUACCUCGGGGAAUGCCAAGAAGAAAGCCCGGAAGGGUCGGAAAAAAAGGAAAAGAGAGGAUGGGGAUGGCUAUGAGACAGACCACCAGGACUACUGUGAGGUGUGCCAGCAGGGAGGGGAGAUCAUCCUGUGUGACACCUGUCCCAAAGCUUACCACCUGGUGUGUCUGGACCCCGAACUGGAGAAGGCCCCUGAGGGCAAGUGGAGCUGCCCCCACUGUGAGAAGGAGGGCAUCCAGUGGGAGGCCAAAGAUGAUGAUGAGGAGGAGGUUGCGGUUGAGGAAGAGGAUGACCACCUGGAGUUCUGCAGAGUGUGUAAAGAUGGAGGGGAGCUGCUGUGCUGUGACACCUGCCCCUCCUCCUACCAUAUCCACUGCCUCAACCCUCCCCUGCCUGAGAUACCCAAUGGGGAGUGGCUGUGCCCACGCUGCAUGUGCCCACCUCUGAAGGGGAAGGUACAGAGGAUUCUCCACUGGACUUGGGGGGAUCCCCCCUUACCCAUGGAGGUGCCCCCUGGCCCUGAUGGAGAGAUGGUGGACCCGCUGGUCAAGCCCCCCCUGAAGGGCCACCCGGAGAGGGAACUGUUUGUCAAGUGGGCUGGUCUCUCCUACUGGCACUGCUCCUGGGUCAGCGAACUACAGUUAGAGCUGUACCACGCGGUGAUGUACCGUAACUACCAGCGGAAGAACGACAUGGACGAGCCCCCUCCAUACGACUACGGCUCUGGGGAGGAGGAGCUGAACAACGAGAAGAGGAAGAGUAAAGACCCGCAGUACGCUGCCAUGGAGGAGAGAUUCUACCGCUACGGCAUCAAGCCAGAGUGGAUGGUCAUCCACAGGAUCCUCAACCACAGUUAUGAUAAGGAUGGAGAUGUGCACUACAUGAUCAAGUGGAGAGACCUGCCCUAUGACCAGUGCACCUGGGAGGUGGAUGACUUUGACGUCCCUGAGUAUAACCACAGCAAACACUCCUACUGGGACCACAGGGAGCAGAUGAUUGGUGAUGACCAGCGCCCCUUAGUGGUGAGAAAGGGAAAGAAGGGUAAAGAGGAGGAGAAGAGGAGGGAGAGAGAAAUCCCCCCUGAUGCCCCAAUUAUAGAUCCUACCAUCAAGUUUGAACAUCAACCCUGGUACAUCAAUGCCACUGGGGGCACCCUGCAUCCGUACCAGCUGGAGGGUCUGAACUGGUUACGGUUCUCCUGGGCACAGGGCACAGACACUAUCCUGGCAGACGAGAUGGGCCUGGGCAAGACUGUCCAGACCAUCGUGUUCCUCUACUCACUCUACAAGGAGGGUCACUCCAAAGGGCCAUACCUGGUCAGUGCUCCCCUGUCCACCAUCAUCAACUGGGAGAGGGAGUUUGAGAUGUGGGCCCCAGACUUCUACGUGGUCACUUACACUGGGGACAAAGAUAGCCGAGCGGUCAUCAGGGAGAACGAGUUCACUUUUGAGGACAGUACAGUCAAGACAGGCCGCAAGGUCUUCCGUAUGAAGAAAGACAGUGCCAUCAAGUUCCAUGUAUUGUUGACAUCAUAUGAGCUGAUUACCAUUGAUCAGACCAUUCUGGGCUCCAUUAACUGGGCCUGUCUAGUGGUGGACGAGGCCCACAGACUGAAGAACAACCAGUCAAAGUUUUUCAGAAUCCUCAACGGUUAUAAGAUCUACUAUAAGCUGCUACUGACUGGCACUCCUCUGCAGAACAACCUGGAGGAGCUGUUUCACCUGCUCAACUUCCUCACCCCAGAGAGAUUUAAUAACCUGGAGGGCUUUCUGGAGGAGUUUGCAGACAUCUCCAAGGAGGACCAGAUCAAGAAGCUGCAUGACCUGCUGGGCCCACACAUGCUCAGGAGACUGAAGGCUGAUGUCUUCAAGAACAUGCCUUCCAAGACAGAGCUCAUUGUACGAGUGGAGCUCAGCCCCAUGCAGAAGAAGUACUACAAGUUUAUCCUGACGCGGAACUUUGAGGCGCUCAACUCCAAAGGCGGGGGCAACCAGGUGUCCCUUCUCAACAUCAUGAUGGACCUGAAGAAGUGUUGCAACCACCCCUACCUGUUCCCAGUGGCAGCCAUGGAGGCGCCAGUGUUACCCAAUGGCUCUUAUGAUGGGAACCAGCUGGUCAAGUCCUCAGGCAAACUCACCCUGCUCCAGAAGAUGCUAAGGAAACUCAAAGAUGAAGGACACAGAGUUCUCAUCUUCUCCCAGAUGACUAAGAUGCUCGAUCUGCUUGAGGACUUUCUGGAAUAUGAGGGCUACAAAUAUGAACGCAUCGAUGGAAGCAUCACAGGGGGGCUACGACAGGAGGCUAUCGACCGCUUCAAUGCACCGGGCGCACAGCAGUUCUGCUUCCUGCUCUCCACCCGAGCGGGAGGCCUGGGCAUUAACCUAGCCACGGCAGACACUGUCAUCAUCUACGACUCAGACUGGAACCCUCACAAUGAUAUCCAGGCAUUCAGCAGGGCCCACCGUAUAGGUCAGAACAAGAAGGUGAUGAUCUAUCGCUUCGUGACACGGGCCAGCGUGGAGGAGCGCAUCACCCAGGUGGCCAAGAGGAAGAUGAUGUUGACCCACCUCGUGGUGAGGCCCGGCCUGGGCUCCAAGACCGGCUCCAUGUCCAAACAGGAGCUGGACGACAUCCUCAAAUUUGGCACUGAGGAGCUCUUCAAGGAUGAGAUGGAGGCGGCCGCUCGGGCCAUGGGUUCCCACCAGAAACUGUGGGACAUAAAGGAUGGAGAUGAGGGCAGUGUCAUUCACUAUGAUGACAAUGCCAUCUCCAAGCUGCUGGACCGUAGCCAGAAUGCUACGGAGGACACUGAGAUCCAGAACAUGAACGAAUACCUCAGCUCCUUCAAGGUGGCCCAGUAUGUUGUCAAAGACGAGGACGUUGAGGAGGAGCCCCAGCGGGAGAUCAUUAAGCAGGAGGAGAAUGUGGAUCCAGACUACUGGGAGAAGCUGCUGAGGCACCACUAUGAGCAGCAGCAGGAGGAUCUGGCCCGCAACCUGGGCAAAGGCAAACGCAUCCGCAAGCAGGUCAACUACAACGACACGUCUCAGGAGGACCAAGAGUGGCAGGAUGAUCUUUCAGACAAUCAUUCCGAGUACUCCGUGGGGUCCGAGGAUGAGGACGAAGAUUUCGAGGAGAGGCCGGAAGGUGGGCGCAGGCACUCUCGCAGACAGCUGAAGAGUGACAGGGACAAACCUCUGCCACCCCUGCUGGCACGCGUAGGGGGCAACAUCGAGGUGCUGGGGUUCAACACCCGUCAGCGGAAGGCCUUCCUCAAUGCUAUCAUGCGCUGGGGCAUGCCUCCUCAGGACGCCUUCAACUCUCACUGGCUGGUCAGAGACCUGAGAGGGAAGAGUGAGAAAGAGUUCAGGGCCUAUGUGUCCCUGUUCAUGAGACAUCUUUGUGAGCCGGGGGCAGACGGGGCAGAGACCUUUGCAGACGGUGUCCCACGAGAGGGGCUGUCUCGCCAACAUGUCCUCACCAGGAUCGGAGUUAUGUCUCUGGUCAGGAAAAAGGUCCAGGAGUUUGAGCAUGUCAAUGGAAAGUACAGCACUCCAGACCUGAUCCCACUUGGACUAGAGUUGAAGAAACUGACUGAGAGUCUGUCCUCUGACCCCAACACCCCUGUUCCUGCCAGCCCUGCAGCCACACCCCAGCCUCCUGGCACUCCUGUCCCACCAGAGAAGAUGGACUCAAUCUCAGGGCCUACUGAAGACAAGGAGACCACAGAAUUAGAGUACAAGAAGCUACCAGAACUGGAGACUAAUCUAAGUACAGAGUCAUCUUCCCAGGUAGAGAAGACAGACAAGGCUGCUGACAGUGAUGAGACAGUGAAGGGCAGUACAGAGGACAAACCAGUCUCCUCAGAGGAGGGUAGUGAAAGGACAGACACACCCUCCACACUUCCAGAGCCAUCCACCAAUCCUAAAGAUCCUCCAUCCAAACAGACAGAGCUGUCGUCCAAUCAAAGCUCACCAAAAGCGGAGCCUUGUAGAGAGACAGAGAAGUCUUUAGAUAAAGGAGACAGUGAUCCUGCCCCAGCCAAACCUGAGGAGAAGGAACUGAAGCCAGUUUUUUCAGACGAGCCCAAGAGUGAGGACAUGCCAGUGCCCGAGGGUCGGCUGAAUGGUGAGAAAGAAGCACAGGAGGAGACAGAGGAUAUCAGGAGGGAGGUGGAGAAGAACGGCUUCAAAAUGAGGUUCAUGUUCAACAUCGCUGACGGAGGCUUCACAGAGCUACACACCCUGUGGCAGAAUGAGGAGCGGGCCGCUGUGUCAUCUGGGAAGAUGUAUGACAUUUGGCACCGUCGCCACGACUACUGGUUGCUGGCUGGCAUCGUAACACAUGGCUAUGCCCGCUGGCAGGACAUUCAGAACGACCCACGUUAUGCCAUCCUCAAUGAGCCCUUCAAAACUGAGAUGCACAAGGGGAACUACCUGGAGAUGAAGAACAAGUUCCUGGCUCGCCGCUUUAAGCUGUUGGAGCAGGCUCUGGUGAUAGAGGAGCAGUUAAGAAGGGCAGCGUACCUGAAUAUGACCCAGGACCCCAACCACCCGGCUAUGGCCCUGAAUACCCGCUUUGCUGAGGUGGAGUGUCUGGCUGAGUCCCACCAGCACCUGUCAAAGGAGUCUCUGGCCGGGAACAAGCCAGCCAACGCUGUGCUGCACAAAGUACUGAACCAGCUGGAGGAGCUGCUGAGUGAUAUGAAGGCAGAUGUGACACGGCUUCCCAACAUGUUGUCCCGGAUCCCCCCGGUGUCUGCUCGUCUGCAGAUGUCUGAGAGGAGCAUCCUCAGCCGCCUCACCAGCCGCGGCAACGAACCUCCGCCCCAACAGCCGUUCGGCCAGAGCUCAUUUGCCUGUUCCCAGAUGUACAGCACUGGUUUUGGGGGCAGCUUCCGGGGGCCUGCGGGAGGAGCCAUGGUCAACUACAGCCAGAUGCCCCUAGGACCAUACGUCAGUGUGUCCAACGGCCCCCCACCCCCGUCCAGCCACCUGGACAAGAAGUCAUGCGACCCGCUGAGGGACGUCACCACCCCUGACCUCAAGUCAGGCAAGCCCAGUGAUGUCAUCUGUAUUGAAGAUUAGAUCAGCUACCCCAAAAUUGAUCUGGAGUCAGCCAAGCCCAGGGAUGUCAACUAUUAUAUAAAUGAUUACAGAAUCUUCGCGCCCCCCCCUUCCUCAUCCUCCCCUCCUGCAAGAAGCUCUCUGUCUAUUGAUCAGAGGAUAAACCUAGGAAUAAUACACAGAUGUAUUUAUCUAUCAUAUCAAUUGCACUUCUAUCUUUCGAGGAUUCUUCAACAUACUUCAUGCAGUAGCUAUUUGCUUUUAUGACUUAGGUUGGUGAGUCAAGCAGAGGAACUGUCUAUUAGGAUGUGAGAGUCAAACGACCUCAGACGCCCGGCUUCUGCUAACUGACACGUGGAAGGGAAGUGAUCUUAUAGAAUGACUGGAACCGCCCUGUCUGAAGGGGAAAGAAUUGGCUACAGGAAGAGCUGCAAAAAGUGAAAGUACACAUGGUGGAUGAGCCGGUGAAGGUGCCUAUGCUCUGGAGCUGCUGUAAUGAGAAUCAUCUGUGUCUAUUCAUUGACUUUAGGCCUGGCUCUGCUCCUUCAUUCUGGGUCUUUUCCUUCUGCGUUCAUCUUUUGCCUAUUCUUUGCAUCGGGACCGACCUCUGCUGGAGCAGUGUGCUUUAGCUACGUACACAUAGAAGGAAAAUAGAACUAUGAAGGCAUAAGGCUCCCAUCCUAGAAUUAUAGAGAUCAUAAGUGGGUGCUGAUACGGCAGCCAAUUCUCUCAUUUUGUUUACUACGUGUUUGUUUUUAUAGUUUUAUGGCAGAGCCUUGAGUUGGAACUUGUAAGAAUAAGAGUGACUUUAAGGAAGUACAGCUACACUAUGCCUCAACCCCUAAAGACUGCCAUCUCCCGCGUCUGGAGAAAGUGAUCCUAGUUACAGAGCUGCAUUAGCUAUUAAUAUACAGGGGUUCUCCCUUGUAAUGUACAUAGUUCAAGAGACUGCUGUUUAUUUUGCCUUGCAUAAUCAUUGUGAAUUUGAUGUAUACAUGCAUAAAACUGUAACAGGCUGGAUUAGUGCAAAUGAUACGGUACAUGUAUUUCUUUAAUAUUUGAAUGUGAUUAUUGGCCAAACUCCGGGGCCAUGAAUAGUGUGUGCUAUAAACAGAAUCUCCUCCUGUCUCAUAUGGUUGGGAUGUGAAGCUAAUUGUGUGCUGGACAUGGUGCUGGAUGGGAGUAAUUAUGUUGCCUUUAACACAUAUAGUUAUUGUGUUAUAGUUCCCCAAAGCACCUCGUUCCCUCCCUCUUCCAUUGUAAGAAAUUAAAAACUAAAAAGUGCUUAUGACACUACGUCACCUUUUGGCCUAGGUUUCAUGUUUGCCAUGAAAUGUGCGUUAUUGUGUGUGCUUCUUUUUAAGGUAAAGUGUUAUUUCAGAAUGUACUGCUUUAGUGCCACUUAAAACUUCUUAUGGCUGCAAUCCCGGUAACGGGAUCGAUAUGACAACAGCCAGUGAAAGUGCAGGGCGCCAAAUUCAAACAACAAAAAUCUCAUAAUUAAAAUUCCUCAAACCUACAUGUGUCUUAUAUCAUUUUAAAGGUAAUCUUGUUGUUAAUCCAAUGUGUCCGAUUUCAAAUAUGCUUUUCAGCGAAAGCACUACAAACGAUUAUGUUAGGUCACCACCAAACCACAAUAAUCACAGCCAUUUUUCCAGUGAAGGAUAGCAGUCACAAAAAGCAGAAAUAGAGAUAAAAUUAAUCACUAACCUUUGAUGAUCUUCAUCAGAUGACACUCAUAGGACUUAAUGUUACACAAUACAUGCUUGUUUUGUUUGAUAAAGUUCAUAUUUAUAUCAAAAAAUCUGAGUUUACAUUGGCGCGUUACAUUCACUAGUUCCAAAAACAUCAAGUGAUUUUGCAUAGCCACAUCGUUUCAACAGAAAUACUCAUCAUAAAUGUGGAUGAUAAUAAAAGCUAUACACAUGGAAUUAUAGAUAUACCUCUCCUUAAUGCAACCACUGUGUCAGAUUUAAAAAAAAUAAAAAAUAAAAAACUUUACGGAAAAAGCUAACCAUGCAAUAAUCUGAGACGGCGCUCAGAACAAUAGCCAAAUUAGCCGCCAUGUUGGAGUCAACAGAAACCAGAAAAUACAUGAUAAAUGUUUCCUUACCUUUGAUGAACUUCAUCAGAAUGCAGUCGUAGGAAUCCCAGGUCCACAAUAAAUGCUUGAUUUGUUCGAUAAUGUCCGUUAUUAAUGUCCAAUUAGCUACUUUGGUUAGCGCGUUUGGUAAACAAUUCCAAAGUCACAAAGCGCGUCCACUAUAACGUGACAAUGUCCAAAAGUUCCGUAACAGUCAGUAGAAACAUGUCAAACGAUGUAUUGAAUCAAUCUUAAGAAUGUUGUUAACAUACAUCUUGAAUAACGUUCCAACCGGAGAAUUACAUUGACUUCAGUUGAGCGAUGGAACGGAGCUGCCUCCCACGUGAACGUGUGGUCAAAGCGUGGUCACCUCAUUGCAGUGGUUACUCAUUCCUGUCUCCUUCGGCACCCCUUCACAGCGAGUCAUCAGACAAAGUUCUAUUGACUGUUGACAUCUAGUGGAAGCCGUAGGAAGUGAAAACUCAUCCAUAUCUCGCUGUAAUUUCAAUGAGAGCUUGGUUGAAAAACUACCAGCCUCAGAAUAAUUCCAAACAGGAAGUGGAACUUCUCAGGUUUUUGCCUGCCAUAUGAGUUCUGUUAUACUCACAGACAAAAUUCAAACAGAUUUAGAAACUUCAGAGUGUUUUCUAUCCAAUACUACUAAUAAUAUGCAUAUAUUAGCAACUAUGACUGAGGAGCAGGCCGUUUACUCUGGGCACCUCUGUGCACCUUUCAUCCAAGCUACUCAAUACUGCCCCUGCAGCCAUAAGAAGUUAAGAGGUCUGCUCACUCCAUGGCCCUGAUGUCUAAUGUCCCAGAUUGUAUGCUUGAUAAUCUUAUAAAUGGGUGGAAUUAUUUCCAUUGAGAACUGAGGGCAGUGGUUGAAUAAGAUAGCUAAUUCAAUCAUCAAUAGAUUAUAAUCUUCAUAGAGGUUUUGAUAGCCAACAAGGACCAAGGUUGGAUAGCCAUACAGUAAAAGUAUCAAAAGCUGUUUUUAUUUUCUUGUUUUUUGAUGUUUUGUUUUAUAUGGGUUCCUUGGAAGGGAACUGUUUAUUGCAUUACGUGUUGUGAGGACUAUUCCGUAUCAGAGCGACAGCAUGGAUUCACUUGACAAUACUUUUUUAUUCCAUCUGUCUGCUAAUGUGAUUGUCCAAAGUGAAACUACCUUUUUAUAUGUUCAAUGAGACUUCAUUUGUUGAGAUUUUUCAUGAAUGUGUGUAUUACAUUUACUCAUUGAAAACCUUAAAGGCCCCAGUGCAGUCAAAAACGUGAAUAACCUGUGUUUUAUAUAUAUAUUUCCACACUAUGAGGUUGGAAUAAUACUGUGAAAAUUAUGGUAAUGCCCUUUUAGUGUAAGCUGUUUGAAAAGACUUCCUGAAAUUUCAACCUAUUUUGGUGGGAUGGAGUUUUGGCUUGCCUGGUGUCAUCACCAGGCGGUAAAUUAGUUAACAGACCAAUUAGAAAGAGUUCCAAACCUCUCAAUAACAGCUAGUUUUCAGUUUGCCCUCCCCACUCAAGACCACUCCCAGACAGUCCUGGCAAAAUUCUUGCUUGAGAUAUUGCUCUUUGCUAAAAAGCUGUUUUUGUUUCAUUUUUAUCAUUUUAAUCGAAAACAUUCACAGUAAGGCACUUAAUUGUUACCCGGAAAUGAUUUUAUAUUGAGAUAAGAACGUCUGCAUUGGACCUUUAAAUGCGAUGUUUGCUCUUAUUUUUCUUUCAAAAACUAGAGGCAUUACACUACCGUUCAAAAGUUUGGGGUUACUUAGAAAUGUCCUUGUUUUUGAAAGAAAAGCACAUUUUUUGUCCAUUAAAAUAACAUAAAAUUGAUCAGAAAUACAGUGUAGACAUUGUUAAUGUUGUGAAUGACUAUUGUAGCUGGAAACGGCAGAUUUUUUAUGGAAUAUCUACAUAAGCGUACAGAGACCCAUUAUCAGCAACCAUCACUCCUGUGUUGUUAGCUAAUCCAAGUUUAUAAUUUUAAAAGGCUAAUAGAUCAUUAGAAAACCCUUUUGCAAUUAUGCUAGCACAGCUGAAAACUGUUGCGCUGUUUAAAGAAGCAAUAAAACGGGCCUUCUUUAGACUAGUUGAGUAUCUGGAGCAUCAGCAUUUGUAGGUUUGAUUACAGGCUCAAAAUAGCUAGAAACAAAGUACUUUCUUCUGAAGCUCGUCAGUCUAUUCUUGUUCUGAGAAAUGAAAAUUUGAUUUGCAAAAGAACAGAGACACUGGACAGAGGAACUCUGCCUAGAAGGUUGCCUCUUCACUGUUGACGUUGAGACUGAUGUUUUGCUGGUACUAUUUAAUGAAGCUGCCAGUUGAGGACUUGUGAGGCAUCUGUUUCUCAAACUAGACACUCUAAUGUACUUGUUCUCUUUCUCAGUUGUGCACUGGGGCCUCCCACUCUUUAUUUUCUGGUUAGAGACAGUUUGCGCUGUUCUGUGAAGGGAGUAGUACACAGCGUUGUACAAGAUCUUCAGUUUCUUGGCAAUUUCUCGCAUGGAAUAGCCUUCAUUUCUCAGAACAAGAAUAGACUGACGAGUUUCAGAAGAAAGGUCUUGUUUUAGGUCUAGUCGAGCAGAAGGUCUAGUCGAGCAGAAAGCAGCCAUUAUUCAAAGUCGUGACGGCGUCGUAAUGUUUAAACCAGUAGAUUUAUAAAAAAUAAAAAAAUGUUCACUUGACCUUCCAAUGCUAUGCAUCUCAGAAUCAAAGGAAUAUUCUCAGUUGUCUUGUGAUUGUAUGAGCACCUGUGUGUGUGUCUCUCAUCACAUUUAAUCAUUUAUCAAAUACACAUCUGAAUACCUGACAAGUUAAGCCUGUCAACCAUUUUGAGCCUGUAAUUCAACCCACAAAUGCUGAUACUCAACUAGUCUAAAGAAGGCCAGUUUUAUUGCUUCUUUAAUAAGGACAACCGUUUUCAGCUGUGCUAACAUAAUUGCAAAAGGGUUUUCUAAUGAUCUAUUAGCCUUUUAAAAUGAUAAACUUGGAUUAGCUAACACAGCGUGCCAUUGGAACAUAGGAGUGAUGGUUGCUGACAAUGGGUCUCUGUAUGCCUAUGUAGAUAUUCCAUAAACAAUCUGCCGUUUCCAGCUACAAUAGUCCUUUACAACAUUAACAAUGUCUACACUGUAUUUCUGAUCAAUUUGAUAUUUUAAUGGACAAAAAAAUAGCUUUUCUAUCAAAAACAAGGACAUUUCUAAGUGACCCCAAACUGUUGAACGGUAGUGUACCUAUUUGUAUUGUUUUUAAUGACACGGCUAUAGCCCUCAUGUGGAGGUCUUGAGAAAGGAAUUGUGAAUGGACUGUCCUGAACUGAAGAUAUUAGUGUAUACAGGGUGUGAUUGUAGCUCUGCUCUAUAGGCUUUUUAUAUGAAUGUUCUGAGGUGAUCUGUUGGCUGAAUAGUGUUACUGCACAGUGUCUGCCUGUGUCUGACUGUCUUCUCAGACAAAGCACUUUACCUGAAGUUUAACUGAAUGCAGUAUCACACGGCCUUGACUGACCUCAUUCAAUUACAAACACAACAAUAGAUAUUGGCCAGUUGAGAUAGGAAUUCCUAACAAAUAGGGCACAUGUCAGUUCUUAGGCUACUAUUUUGCCCCCAAUUUAGUGCGUGUUUAUCAGUGCUGUUCUGUCCAUGGAGUGUACAGUCCCAGUGUUUCUGUUCAGCCUGUUACUCCAUUCGUAAGUCAUAUGAGGGUCACUGUGUGGACUAGCUAUAGUGUAGGUUUGGAGAAGACCCACACACCUUGUCAUUGAUUGAAAUAGUGUUACUGGAUAGCAGCAUAUAACAACGCUAUGUAAAUACUAAGAUUUACAGUGCUUUGUCUCUCUCAUACUCUUAUCGAUCAUGUACCUAACUACACAGUAUGCAUGAGAGAAACUGAAUGUUGCAGGGUAGUUGCCAUAGAACUGCAAUGUGCGCACAGGAUGUGUUCAAUCAAAUCCACAUGUCUGUUUCCUUACGGAGUGCUGAAAUGACUAUGAAAUGCAAUCAAACUGAAGUCAGUAUGAAUGUAAUGUGUUUGUAAGAAGGCCUUAGUCUAAUACUAUAAAUAUAUUUACAAUGUAUGUACAUGCUUAUAAACAAGGCUUCAAAAGCUACCAAAUGACCCUGGUAAAGGCACCUUUGUUGCAGUGAAUGUACAGCAUGUGAAAUCUUUUGUAUGAAGGUUCACUUUGGUAAAGUUCCGAGAUCGUUGCUCUGUGUAGCUAGCUUUGAGAGAGACAUUGAAUUCAAGCAGUGUUAUAAUGGCACAGAUGUUUGUGCUAAAUUGCAAAUGAAUGAAAAAAGUGAAUUGUCAUCUUUUACUUUGUACUCUGUGUAUUUGUUCAAUGUGUUUUAAUAAAUCCUCUCAACAACAA
Salvelinus fontinalis (brook trout) is the source of this 13343-nucleotide messenger RNA. Its product is annotated as chromodomain-helicase-DNA-binding protein 5-like. Lineage: Eukaryota; Metazoa; Chordata; Actinopteri; Salmoniformes; Salmonidae. Gene Ontology annotation, biological process: actin cytoskeleton organization; positive regulation of stress fiber assembly; SREBP signaling pathway. The record is from RefSeq and is a predicted model, not a curated record. The coding region runs from base 826 to 6924 and encodes 2032 amino acids. Gene Ontology annotation, cellular component: NuRD complex; cytosol; nucleus. The transcript is spliced from 39 exons. Gene Ontology annotation, molecular function: histone binding; guanyl-nucleotide exchange factor activity; ATP hydrolysis activity.